CUUUGCUCCAAACCUGAUUUUGUCGAUAUUCGUGUUGCGACUGGUUUAUCUUUCCACUCAGUCCAGUGUGGUUAGUACUUAACAGUCACGGGCCAUGUUAUUAUUUGCACACAAACAUUCUUAUAGAUUGUCUGUAAUUCGCGAUGUUGGCUAUUUUUCUUCUAUUUUAAGUAUUUUCGAAUUUCUGUAAAUGGCAGAUUGUCCAGACGUCAAUAUUAUUCCGCGUUCAGAAUGGGGUGCACGAAAUCCGGUGGCCGGAUUAACAAAUUUGACGCUUCCGGUUAAAUAUAUGGUUUAUACGCACACUUUUGGCGAACCAUGCAAUAAUCCCACAUCUUGUUCAUCCAUUGUUCGAGAAAUACAGAAUUUUCAUAUGAAUUCGCCUAAUAAUUUUGCGGAUAUCGGAUACAAUUUCCUGAUUGGGGGAGAUGGGUCGAUUUUUGAGGGGCGUGGUUGGCAUACGAAAGGUGCAUAUAAUCCGGAUUACAAUAGCAAAGGAUUCGGAACGGCCCUGAUCGGUCGAUUUCCCCCGGAAGGUGAAAGAACUAUUUCAGAAUACUGGAGGAACUACUUCAGCGAUCUCAGCUACGCCGCCGCGAAAUCAGCAAAUGGAUUAUAUAAGUGCGCACUGAGCAAAGGCUACAUAAGUCCGGCUAACGAUUCCGCCGUUAUUACGUCCCGGAUAAAUCCCGUUAUUCGAGAGUACGUUUUAAAUCCGGACGUGUUAAUGCCCACGACGACAACAACAACAUCAACGACUACAACAACGAUUUUAUUCAACACAACGAAUACAAUCGUUUCUCCAACAACUAGCACCACUCCUGUUCUCACCGAUGGAGUUAUUGCGGCCAUUGCAACUGGGGUCGCGAUACCACUUCUGUUGGCUGUGUUGUUCAUUGUCUUAAUCUGCAAACGCCGCAAUAAGCUAAAGACAACGGAAGAUUAUCGAGCGGCUAUUCAGAAACUCAUUCCACAGACUACGAUGGCGUAUUAUGAACGUCCCCGAUGGUCGGUGGAUUUAAGAGACGUGUGCCUAGGAACAGGACAGUAUGGACAGGUCUUUAAAGGUUCUCUAAUGGACAGGAAACCGUCGAAAACCCUGGGUCCAACGCUGUCGGGAUGCCGUCCAGUUGCGGUAAAGAUGCUGCGUGAGUCCUGCUGUGAUUAUCAGGGAACAGCGGGGUUUUUGGCGGAAAUGAGCAUCCUGAUGAAGGUCGGCCGGCAUGUGAACAUUGUUAACUUGGAAGGUGUGGUUUUACGAGGGAAGCUGAUGAUGGUGAUGGAACACUGCGAGUUAGGAUCUUUGGACGCGUAUCUUCGGAAGUUAAAGGAGGACACUUUCGCACCACCCCUUGAUGUAAAUAACUUGGUCCGCUUAGCCAAUAGUUAUGUCGCCUUUGGUGUCGGGGACAAGCCACAAGCUACGGUUGCGACUGGAUCAGGUCCAGAUGUAUCAGAACUGACAAACAUCGCCUAUCAAGUCAGCCGAGGAAUGGAAUUUCUGUCGUCAAAGCAUGUCAUCCACCGUGACCUGGCAGCGAGAAAUGUCUUACUGACCGCGGAUAAAACAGCAAAAAUUGCCGACUUUGGGAUGGCAAGGGAGCAACCGGAAUAUAUUUUGGAAAGGGAAAAGGUUCCUUUACCAGUAUGUUGGAUGGCACCAGAAUCCAUUAUUCCCGGUCGCGGAAUUUUUCACAUCCCCAGCGAUGUGUGGUCGUUCGGUGUGGUUCUCUGGGAAAUAUUCUCCCUAGGAGAGACACCAUACGCGAUGGAGUUCCCCAACGGAAUUUUAUACGCGCAACUAUGUACGUUUCUGCAAGAAGGCAACAGGUUACAAACGCCUGACCUUUGUCCAGAACCAGUUGCGUUAUUGAUGGUGAAGUGCUGGGACUUCCAAUCCGACAGCAGACCGGAUUUUUUCGAGCUGCGUAAAGGACUGGAGGCCCUGUUACCGGUUGCUGACAGAGCGCGCUAUGUGCUUUUCGAUGAGGAAAAUGAAAAGCUCAACAGCUGCUUAAAGUGUCCGGCGGAAGAUUCAGGCUGUGCAUCCGAAACCGCGUCGUCUUAUAUAUCAAGCACCGUGGUUGCCAUGCAAAAGUCGCAUGUGGACGGAAACCAAUGGGUGGACAUUGGAUACAAUUUUGUGAUUGGUGGAGAUGGAUCCAUCUUCGAGGGUCGAGGGUGGCAUAAUAAAGGAUCGGUGGCGAAACAGUACAACAGUAUCGGGAUUGGGAUAGGGCUUAUCGGUAGGCUCAAGACCAACGGAAGCGAAAAUCAUGGAUUUCUGUACGCUGCUGCCAAAGCGGCCAAUGGUCUCUUUUACUGUGCGCGGGGGAAAGCUUAUAUUAAUCAGACAGCGGAUGGUGCUGUUGUUGCCUAUGACAUUAACCCGCUGAUCAAAGAUUUUAUCUUGGAUCCGGAUGCAAUGUUAACGACAACGUUUCCUCCACCGUCGCCAACGCUGCCUCCAGAUCAGUCGAUAACCACUCUGCCCACAACAACGUCGGCUUCGACAAGCCAAUCAUCUUCGGUUUCUCCUGGCUCCCGAGGGUCCACCACCUCCGCUUUCACAACAACCGAAGCAUCGGCAAUACCGGGAGAAAUAGUUGCCGGAAUCGCUGCAGGAUUUGGAGGCCUAAUUUUAUUGUUUGCGGUUCUUGGGAUUCUGUUUUACAAGCGGCGCCUUCGGCUAAAGACGAAUGACUACCGACCGGCCAUUCGAAAGCUGAUCCCCGAGAAUGUGAUAGCUUACUACGAACUUCCACGGUGGUCUGUUGAACUGCGAGACGUUUGCCUUGGAGAAGGGCAGUAUGGGAAAGUUUACAAGGGGAUGUUGCUCGAUAACAAAUCACGCAACGUACAACGGCGCCGGUCAUCUGAAAGUCGUUCCGUAGCGGUUAAGAUGUUGCAUAAACUGCGUCACGAUGACCACAGGCACGCUGGUUUCAUUGCCGAAAUGGGCAUUUUAAUGAAAGUGGGUCGUCAUGUGAACAUUGUUAAUCUGGAGGGUCUUGUUCUCAAAGGAAAAUUGCUCAUGGUAAUGGAGCACUGUGAGCUCGGAUCACUCGAACGUUAUCUCCAAAGACUAAAAGUGGAAGCGGCUGAUGUUCCCAUAGCGGAGCUAACCAAUAUGGCGCAUCAAGUCAGCCGCGGAAUGGAGUUUCUAGCGUCCAAGAAUGUCAUUCAUCGAGAUCUAGCGGCUAGAAACAUCCUACUGAAUGCUUCGAAAACCGUGAAAAUUGCCGAUUUCGGAAUGGCGAGAGAACAGCCUGCGUAUAUAUUGGAAAGGGAAAAGGUUCCACUGCCGGUUUGCUGGAUGGCACCUGAAUCCAUUAUUCCCGGGAGGGGAAUAUUCACCACGUUGAGCGAUGUGUGGUCGUUUGGUGUUGUACUCUGGGAGAUAUUUACCCUGGGUGGUGUGCCCUAUGCCAGCGAGUUUCCCAAUGGGAUAUUCUACACACAGUUUUGCCUCUUCUUGCAAGAGGGUCAACGAUUAAGCACACCGGAAUUAUGUCCAGAAUCAUUUGCGAUACUAAUGAUGAAUUGCUGGCACUUCCACGCGGAGGAUCGACCCAAUUUUUCCAGCUUGAGGCAAAGCAUAGAAGCACUAUUGCCGGCGAUAGAAAGGGCACAGUACAUUGCUUUUGAUACGGAAAACGAGGCACUGAAUAACUGCCUCAACAAUCCAGCAGAUUGUUCUAGCUCGUCCACUUCUUCAUCGAGCACUUCGUCAUCUAGUCAAACCAUCGCGAAGAUGUAACGCGAUUUCCUCAUUGCUGAAAUUCUGUUUCAUGAAACACCUUAGAAUUCUUUUGUUUGUUUCUCGUUUUUCUCGGUUGUGGGAUCAGUUUGUGUAUCAUGACUGCCGUUGGCCCGCAAAUAAUAAAAUUAAAUAACUUAUUCGG
Paramacrobiotus metropolitanus is the source of this 3905-nucleotide messenger RNA. RefSeq lists its product as uncharacterized. The coding region runs from base 191 to 3760 and encodes 1189 amino acids. NCBI's taxonomy places the organism in Eukaryota, Metazoa, Tardigrada, Eutardigrada, Parachela, Macrobiotidae. The record is from RefSeq and is a predicted model, not a curated record. Gene Ontology annotation, cellular component: signaling receptor complex. Gene Ontology annotation, molecular function: zinc ion binding; ATP binding; transmembrane receptor protein tyrosine kinase activity. The transcript has 21 exons. Gene Ontology annotation, biological process: protein phosphorylation; peptidoglycan catabolic process; multicellular organism development.